Messenger RNA from Sorghum bicolor (sorghum), 577 nucleotides. Its product is annotated as non-specific lipid-transfer protein 2P. The coding region runs from base 116 to 403 and encodes 95 amino acids. Lineage: Eukaryota; Viridiplantae; Streptophyta; Magnoliopsida; Poales; Poaceae. The record is from RefSeq and is a predicted model, not a curated record. Gene Ontology annotation, biological process: lipid transport. The transcript has a single exon.
CCCAGAGCGCUACAUUCAGCCUUCAUCAUCACUCUCUCCACUCGACCACUAGCUCAGAUCGAGGAAGGCUGCGCGAGCCAAGAAGCUACCGGUACGCGUGCACCAAGCAAGUGCCAUGGCGAAGCAGGCGGUGGCGAUGCUCGUGGCCCUAGCGCUGGUCGUGGCGGCGGCGAUGAGCGCCGGCGGUGCGUCGGCGGUGCAGUGCAACCCGGCGCAGCUGGUGGUGUGCGCGCCGGCGGUCAUCAACGGGUCGCCGCCCACGGCGUCCUGCUGCUCCAACCUGCGCGCGCAGGAGUCAUGCUUCUGCGAGUACGCGCACAACCCGGCGUUCCGCAAGUACAUCGACAGCCCCAACGCCGGCCGCACGCUCACCUCCUGCGGCAUCCCCAUCCCGGACUGCUAGGCGACCGGCCGGCGGUCGCGCGUUGUGUGUCGUGCGGCUGCGGCGUAUGAAUAAAUUAGAGUUGUGAAAUCAGUUCUAUAGAGAUGCAUUUGUGCCUGUCGAUCGGUCUAGUAUUAUCGUACUGUAUUUGUACUAUCUCGAAAUAUGGACAAUAUUACCAAGAGUGAUGGUGUA